GCCGCGGCGGGCGCCUUCUCCGCCUCAUGGGUCCGUGGCCGGCGGGCCUGGGCGGAGCGGCCGCCCCGUGGCCCCGCGGCGCCCUUCCGCUUCCGAGGGGAGCGGUGAUGGCGGCCGCCCGGCUGCUGCUGGCGGCGCUGGGCGCCUUCGCCUCAGCGGCGAAGAUGAAGAUAGUGGAGGAGCCGAACACGUUCGGGUUGAAUAACCCAUUCUUGCCUCAAACAAAUAGGCUGCAGCCAAAGGUGGCCCCUUCUGCAGUAUCAGGCCCUGCACAUCUCUUUAGGCUUGCUGGCAAGUGUUUCAGUUUUGUGGAAUCCACGUAUAAGUACGAGUUUUGUCCUUUCCAUAAUGUCACUCAGCAUGAGCAGACUUUUCGAUGGAAUGCCUAUAGUGGGAUUUUAGGAAUCUGGCAUGAAUGGGAAAUUGAUAACAACACAUUUGUUGGAAUGUGGAUGAGGGAAGGAGACUCCUGUGAAACCAAGAGCAGACAGACGAAGGUUCUUCUUGUUUGUGGAAAGAGCAAUAGAUUGGCUUACGUGUCUGAGCCAAGUACUUGUGUUUACUCUCUGACAUUUGAGACUCCUCUUGUGUGCCAUCCCCACUCUCUUUUAGUUUAUCCGACUCUGACUGAAGCACUGCAAAGGAAGUGGGAUGAAGCAGAGCAGUUUCUGUAUGAUGAACUAAUAACUGAACAGGGAUACAAAAAAAUACUGAAAGAGAUUUUCGAGGAAGCAGGACUUCUAAGAGCAGCAGAAGAAAAGGAAUUUGAGAAACAGAAUAAGCAAAUAAUAACUCUGGAAUUUGAAACAGUAGAAAACUGCAAUAAGGAGUACAAGCAACUUUCUAAAGAAUUAAAAAAAAUUAAAGAUUUGUUAACUCAGCAUGGUAUUGCAUACAAAACAAAUUCUGCUGAAAAUACCAGUGUUGAACGUACAAGUCACAAACUGGCAACUACAGAGACAAAUGUUUUUAAUGCGUCAAAGGACGAUGAGCACCUGCGUGGAGAUACAGGAAUUUGGAAUGACACUGUAUGAAGAAAUUUGGGUGGUAAAAACAAUUUCAUGUGAACUGUUGAGUAAGUUCAAUGUGUGUCAUGGCACUAAGAUGAUUUAUCUCCUCUGAGUAUUCUUGACUUUCUGAAUCCUGCCCUAAAGCAAAGGGAAAAUAAUGGAGUGAGGUUUUGCCAUUACUAAGGAGAUACCUCAUUUCUGAGAGCAUUCGUAAAACUGCUAUGCUAAGCCUGGUAUAGAGCAGAGGCUUGCUGAUUCUUUCUCUCAGCUGUCGUUUUCUUUGAUCAAUUAUUGCACAACCUGGAGUGAAAGAUGAGGGGUAUAUGUACAUAGAACUUACAUUUCUGUCUGACUAAUGACUUGUUUUUGCCAUAAAAUGUGGGCAGACUAAUUCUGCAGUGAGCAGUAGAUUGUCGGUGUCUGUAGAAAAAAGAAUAUUAUACCUGUAUCACGUGAUCCAGCAGUACAAACAAAGCCUCUGAAGAUGACCAGAAUAGGUGGAAGGGGAGAGGAAAUAAAUUUUAGUAAAAUAUUUUAGCUAGUUGGUGGUUAAGGUAAUGGCAGUGCAAAAACUGAUGUUUAAUAAUACUUAUGACCAAAUUCUACCCUAUAUGUCCACAGGGAGUAAGAAUACUCCUAAUUUCCUUCAUCUUGCUUCAGGUGGCCCUCAGAAUCUUUGUUGGCUCAGGACCUUUUUGGCCCUAAGUUUCACCCUCAAAACCUCUGUCUUGACACUCAAUGUAUACUUGCCUUUCUGGUUGCGUAGUGGAGCAUGAACAAAUGCUAUCAUUUGUGUAUAUUUGUUUUCUGUGUCAAAUUAAAGAAAUGGCAAUGAUUCAGUAAAGCUGGUACAUAAUAGGUGUUACAAAGCCAAAAUAAUCGAAGGCUAAUGCUGUAAGAUGUUGUAUGAAAGUAGUACAAUGUGCAGAACAUGUUGCCUAUAUGCCAAAAUAAGCAUUUUCCUUGCAGACGUCAGCAAAAACGUGUUUCCUGCUGCAGCAGUGCUUAUCAUGCAAGUCCACCCACCUCUCUGCCCAGAGUUGAAUUUAGUCUAGGGAUAGUUACUGGAUAAAAUGAAAGCUGUUCUGGUUCUGGAGGAAGGAAAGGUGCUAUGAAAAUGCAAAAUUAUUCUAGAAGAACUAGUUGUGGUAAGGGAAGACGUGGCAGUUCUCUGUAUGUGAGACAGAAUAAAAGGGACUCUUCUAACGAAA
Dromaius novaehollandiae (emu) is the source of this 2221-nucleotide messenger RNA. It is a transcript of the gene GNPTG, whose product is annotated as N-acetylglucosamine-1-phosphate transferase subunit gamma. Gene Ontology annotation, cellular component: Golgi apparatus. The record is from RefSeq and is a predicted model, not a curated record. The transcript has 11 exons. The coding region runs from base 27 to 1034 and encodes 335 amino acids. NCBI's taxonomy places the organism in Eukaryota, Metazoa, Chordata, Aves, Casuariiformes, Dromaiidae.